AGUCUGUCCAGUGCAGCAGCCAGGCGCAUUCUCUCUCUCUCUUUUCCUCCCCCCCCCCCCUUCGCGUUCCCCUUCCUUUUUGCCUCAUAAGUUUCCUGCACCUUGAAUCCAAUUGUGCCAAGCUUAGGCUUUCGCAGAACCAGCCCUGAGCGCGACCUGGGCAGGGGGACACCAACUCUGCGGAGGCUGGAUUAGGCGGCCAGACCAGUUCGCGCCCGAGCAUGGAGACCAAGCGCCAGGGAGGGCACGUCCGGGGCGCAGGAGACGCCAGGCCCCAGUAGCAAAUCCAUGGAGCCCAUCCAGAGCGGUCCCUGCUCGCAGGAUUUGCCCCCAGUCCUGUGCGGCUGCUGAGAGCGUACCUUGCUCUGUAAAGUGGAUGUCAGGUGGAUGUAUGGUUUUGAAGGAACAAAGACUCAGCGAAGGCACCGCCGAGGAAGUUUGAGACGCGGGAGAAUGCAGGCUGCGUGCUGGUACGUGCUUCUCCUCCUGCAGCCCACCGUCUACUUGGUCACAUGCACUAAUUUAACAAAUGGUGGAAAGUCAGAACUUCUCAAAUCAGGAAGCAGCAAAUCCACACUAAAGCACAUAUGGACAGAAAGCAGCAAAGACUUGUCUAUCAGCCGGCUCCUGUCACAGACUUUUCGUGGCAAAGAAAAUGACACAGAUUUGGACCUGCGAUACGACACCCCAGAACCUUAUUCUGAGCAAGACCUCUGGGACUGGCUGAGGAACUCCACAGACCUUCAAGAGCCUCGGCCCAGGGCCAAGCGAAGGCCCAUUGUUAAGACGGGCAAAUUUAAGAAAAUGUUUGGAUGGGGUGAUUUUCAUUCCAACAUCAAAACAGUGAAGCUAAACCUGUUGAUAACUGGGAAGAUUGUGGAUCAUGGCAAUGGAACAUUCAGUGUCUAUUUCAGACAUAAUUCCACAGGUCAAGGGAACGUAUCGGUCAGCUUGGUGCCCCCGACGAAAAUAGUGGAAUUUGAUUUGGCACAACAAACCGUGAUUGAUGCCAAAGAUUCCAAGUCCUUUAACUGUCGCAUUGAAUAUGAAAAGGUUGACAAGGCUACCAAGAACACACUCUGCAACUAUGACCCUUCAAAAACCUGUUACCAGGAGCAGACCCAAAGUCACGUGUCCUGGCUCUGCUCCAAGCCCUUUAAGGUGAUCUGUAUUUACAUUUCCUUUUAUAGUACCGAUUAUAAACUAGUACAGAAAGUGUGCCCUGACUACAACUACCACAGUGACACACCUUACUUUCCCUCGGGAUGA
This is a messenger RNA of Elephantulus edwardii (Cape elephant shrew), 1269 nucleotides long. Its product is annotated as neurexophilin-1-like. NCBI's taxonomy places the organism in Eukaryota, Metazoa, Chordata, Mammalia, Macroscelidea, Macroscelididae. The coding region runs from base 388 to 1269 and encodes 293 amino acids. Gene Ontology annotation, molecular function: signaling receptor binding. The record is from RefSeq and is a predicted model, not a curated record. The transcript is spliced from 3 exons.